Molecule: messenger RNA, 4613 nt
Organism: Lolium rigidum
Lineage: Eukaryota; Viridiplantae; Streptophyta; Magnoliopsida; Poales; Poaceae
Exons: 18
Coding region: 23-4069 (1348 amino acids)
Biological process (GO): chromatin remodeling
Cellular component (GO): cytoplasm
Source: RefSeq, a predicted model, not a curated record
CACAACGUCGCAGCCCGCCGGGAUGGCGGCCGCGGCGGCGGCCUCCGACGAAACCCUAGCCGCCGUAUUCGCCCAGCUCAAGCCCCACACCACCGCGCUCCUCGACGUCCUCCGCAGCGGCGGCCCCGCCACCAACUCCGCCGCCGACUCCUCCCUCCGCGCCAUGGCCGCCCUCCUCCGCUCCGCCCCCGCCCCCGCCGUGCAGCUCUGCUUCGAAUAUACGGUGUUUCCAUUGCUCAUGCUCCUGGAUGCAGCGGUGCUGUGCAGGAAGGAAGGCAAGGCAGCCGGGCAGGGCGUCGGGGAGUCUGACAUCACUGAUGCCGUUGCUGAAGGCGGGCUCGCCUGCCUUGAGAUUCUCCUCUCCAAAUGCCGCCUCACCUCAGUCAAUCAGAUGGCUACGUUACUGAAGAAGUUGACUCCUGGGGCAAUGCUUUCGCCCACCGAGGCUUCAGAGGAAUUCCGCCUAGGCAUCAUUAGAUGUUUCAGAGCCAUGAUUCUGCAGUUACAACCAUGCUCGGAUAAGUCCUGUUCGUGUAAGCAAGCAACUCUAUUGCCUACAACCCCGACCAUUAUAAGUUCGGAAGUUUGUGGUGUGGCUCACCAGAAGCACUCUGCAAAACAAGAUGAGUGCCUGCUUGCAUUCCUGCAAUCUCAAUAUGCUUCAGCUGCUGUGGGACACUGGCUUUCACUUCUUCUUCAGUCAUCAGAUAUUGAGGCAUCAAGAGGUCACCGAGGCAGUGGAGGUCUUAGAAAGGAGUCAUUGCUUGCAUUGCGCAUUCUUAUUGCCAAGGUAGGUUCUGCCGACGCACUUGCUUUUUUCCUGCCUGGUAUCGUCAGUCGUCUUGGAAAGCUUCUCUACACAUCCAAGACUAUGAUUAGUGGUGCUGCUGGGAGUGCUUUGAGCAUUGAGCAAGCCGUUCUUGGAUUGACCGAGGCUUUGAUGAUAGUCCUAUGUGACAAGGAAAAUUUAAGCGCACUUGAUAUGCCUAGUGACAAUAGUUCUACCCGUUUUUCCGGUGGUUCAAGUGACCAUGUAUUGCAGAAGCUUCGCCAAUUGCCAACGAAAAAUGAACCUAAACAGAUAGGCAAUGCUGAAACUACGGAAGACACUAUCUCUGAUGUCAGCAAGAACUCUGCUGAUAGAAGAUCAUUGCAUGUAAAACGUACAAGAAAAUGGCUUGAGGAAACGACUAGUAAUAUUGAUAAGUUGUUCUCAGCCACAUUUCCACAUCUUUCUAUUCAUCCAUCUGAGAAAGUAAGGAGGUCGGUGGUUAAUGGUGUAAGGGGGCUAUUGUCUAGUUGCAGCUACACAUUAACGAGAAGCAAGAUGUUACUGGUGGAGUGCUUAUGUGUUCUAGCAUGCGAUGAUACGGCAGCUGUGUCCGAGGCUGCGCAAGAUUCUCUUGAUCAUCUUUUUAUGAAGGGUCAGAGUUUCCUGUCAGAAAAUGAAGUUUCUGAUAUAUUUACCAGACUGCUUGAAAAGUUACCACAAUUGGUACUUGGAAGUGAGGAGGUCACUGCACUUUCGCAUGCUAGGAAACUCUUGGCUCUAACUUUCUAUGCUGGCCCUCAGUUUCUGAUAAAUCAUCUUCAUCGCUCUCCUGUUGCUGCUGCUCGCUUCUUUGAUUGUUUGGGUUUAUGCAUUAGUCAUGGCUCGCAGUUUUCUGGUUCCAUGGAUAAGCUAAUUGUAUCGAAGCCACUAUCUGUUGGGUAUCUGUAUUCAGUUGCUGAGUUAAAGAGUGGUGCCUAUCCUAAAUAUAUAAGUCAUAGUUCUCAGCAUGCUACAUCUUCAUCCAUAGCCCCAAAGAUAUCUGUUCUCCGAGAUGAUGGUUCAUCAAAUGCACAUGGUACAGUUGAGUAUGAGCUCCCUCAUGUACCUCCGUGGUUUGUUCAUGCAAGUAGCCAGAGGCUAUACUUUGCUCUGGCUGGAAUGGUUAGGCUUGUUGGUCUAUCAACAGUCUCAGGAAAAGGAACCAGCACAUCUUUAUCUGUUUUUGUUGAUAUUCUCCUCAAUCAGUUCCGGAGGUUGAGCACUGAGCUGCGCGCCAAAGACACUCAGAGAUAUGGUGUGCAGAGGUGGUACAUGAAGAGUGAUUCUGGACAAAUACUACGCCAGGCAAGCGCUGCUGUUUGCAUGCUCAAUGAGCUCAUAUAUGGUCUGUCAGAUCAGUCUCUCUGUAUAUGUUUACAGUUAUUCAACAGGAGUUCAGCACAAGUGGUACCUGGUCAAAAUGAUAAAAUUUCAUCUGCUGGACAUAGAGGAGUUACUGAUAGCAGAGUAGUUUGGAAGAUAAGUGAGGAAAUGGGAACUAAAGAUGACAUUAUUCACUGUAUUGGCAGUAUUCUACAUGAGUAUAUGUCUCCAGAAGUAUGGGAUCUUCCAACAGAACAGAACUCUGAGCUAUGCCUGGGAGAAAUCAGUCUUCCAUUGCAUUUAUUCCGUGAUACCACUGCUCUGCAACAAGUAAUGCUUGAUGGGAUUGGAGUCUUUGGUAUCAUCCUUGUUCAAGAUUUUGCACGUAGUGGGUUUAUGCACUCUUCACUUUAUCUUCUACUCCGGAAACUUAUCAGCUCAAGUGCACAGAUUAGAAUUGCGUCAGAUGCUGUCUUAAGAACACUUGCUACUUCUGGUGGUUACUCUACGGUUGGCCAAUUUGUUGUGGCGAAUGCCGAUUACAUUGUUGACUCUCUUUGCAGACAAUUGCGCCACCUAGACCUCAACCCCCAUGUUCCUGAUAUUCUUGCGUCCAUGCUGUCUUAUAUUGGUGCUUCUCGUGACAUUUUACCAUUUUUGGAAGAACCGAUGCGGGCAGUUUCUUCAGAGCUGGAGGUUCUUGGUAGGCAUGAUCACCCACAUCUAACUGUUCCUUUUCUGAAGGCAGUUUCUGAGAUUGCUAAGGCAUGUAGUCACGAAUCUAUUAGUUUACCAGAUGAGGUGCAAUCAUUUUAUGUGAAGGUCAGAACAGAAGGUCAAGCAGUCCAAAAUUCGGUAGAGAAGAGAAGAGAAACUAGUGUAACAGCUGAAGCAACGGAUGUUGAUGCUCAACCUGAAUUUCUUUGUUUGGAAUACUGGGAGGAUUUACUUUGCAAGCUAAAUGAUAUGAGAAGAUACAGAAGAAUAGUUGGAUCUCUUAUUGGGUCUUGCUUAUAUGCUUCCACCCCACUUCUCUCCUCGACCAAGGAAUCAGCAUGCCUCGUGGCCCUUGACAUUGUGGAGAACGCUGUUGUAUCUAUCGCCAAGGUUGAGGAGGCUUAUAAGUGUGAAAUUGAAAGCAAAGCUGUUAUUAGUGAGGCGGUCCAGCUUUUGUCCUUGGAUGAACUUCUUGAUGAUAUGGACAGUGCUGAAGAUGUUGACGAGAAUAGACUACCCCCAGCUAUGAACAAACUAUGGCCAUACUUCGUUAUCUGUCUUAAGAACAAGAUCUCAGUGGCUGUUGUCAGAAGAUGCACAGAAGUGUUGGGCAGAACCAUUCAGAUAUGUGGUGGUGAUUUUUUUAUACGCCGGUUUCAUAAGGAUGGAUAUAUUAUUUGGAGGUUGUUAGCCUUGUCUCCGUUCAAACGGAAAACACUGUCAUUGAUGGAUGAGAAAGCAAUUAUUUUACCAUAUAGGAAUACCUCACUUACCUCAGAGGAACCUAUGGCUGAGAUCUCCAGCCAAAAGAUUCAGAUCGCAGUCCUGGACAUGAUCACUGAGAUAUCUUCCAAUAAAAGAAGUGCCAUUGCACUGGAAAGUGUAUUAAAGAAGAUCAGUGGCCUUGUUGUAGGGAUUGCUUAUAGUGGUUUGAUAGGUUUGCGUGAAGCUGCUAUAAGGGCAUUGACAGGACUUGCCUGUAUGGAUGCUGACCUCGUGUGGCUUCUUCUGGCAGAUGUAUAUCAUUCACUGAACCAAAGGGAUAUGCCCUUACCACCUAUCCAAGAUCUGGUGGAGCUAUGUGAUCUUUUGCCUCCUCCAAUGUCUUCAAGAGAGUACCUCUUUGUGCAGUAUGGUGGUGAUGGUGUUAGAUAUGAUAUAGACCCUUCUUCUGUGCAUGAGGUGUUCAAAAGGAUGGAGGAUGCGGUCUUCAAAUGAUAUCCUGGAACCACACAGCUUUGUCAACUGGAUUAUGGUCUCGUGGAUCUACUGUUGGCAUAUGCAACGUCUUGGAGAGGACAUUUGUGUCCCACUGUCUCAAUUUUGAGAAAUCAUGGUGAGGGGUGAACUGUAACCACAAGAUAACUUUUUUGCCGUGAGCAGAUGAAAAAUGUGAUCUAAGUUAUGUAUAUGUGAUGCUGUCUGCCAUCUGUAUGUACCUUCAAGUCAACUGACGAAGGGGGUGCAACCACUCGCGACCUGGAACUGUUGUACCAUAACAACUGUAGAAGACAACGCCAGUUUUGUUUUCACAGGGAAACACUUCUGUAACUUAGUUUAAAGAUAGAAAGAAAAGUGGAGAUAUUUUAGGAUGUUCUCUAGGAAGUAGUUAUAUCUGCCUGACACACUUCAGAUUGUUGAGAAACGCUGUCUUGCCAUCAUAUCCUGAGUUUUAUUUGUAUCUGAAGUGUGGCAUGCGCCAGUUGUCAAUGUAGAUGCAAACAAGUUUCCAUAAGAAAUAGUUGACCACAUGAGUUGAUUC